This is a messenger RNA of Saprolegnia parasitica CBS 223.65, 275 nucleotides long. RefSeq lists its product as hypothetical. The record is from RefSeq and is a predicted model, not a curated record. NCBI's taxonomy places the organism in Eukaryota, Oomycota, Saprolegniomycetes, Saprolegniales, Saprolegniaceae. The annotation marks the transcript as partial. The transcript has a single exon.
AUGCGCCCGCCGACGUGCUUUAUGUUUUGGCAGUCGCACCUCGUAGAGGCUCUCGAGACGCGGACGACACCGAUGACGUCGCUAGACGACGUGGCCAUGCUGCUCCGCCAGAUCCAUGCACGUCAUUGGAUGCUACCGGAAGUGUAUCGUCUCUUCUCGCAGUGGCACGCCGUCUACCCCCACUGCGCGCUGCCCCGCUUUGAAACCUUUGAUGCCUUUGUGAAGAGCCAGUUGCAUCCGGCGGCCACCGAGUGCACGCCGACGAUCGUCGCCCA